Messenger RNA from Aplysia californica (California sea hare), 2789 nucleotides. RefSeq names its product tetratricopeptide repeat protein 16. The record is from RefSeq and is a predicted model, not a curated record. NCBI's taxonomy places the organism in Eukaryota, Metazoa, Mollusca, Gastropoda, Aplysiida, Aplysiidae. Gene Ontology annotation, molecular function: protein binding.
UUUUUCGGUCUACUGCUGAUGCACGAAUUUUCUAAAUCAUAAACACUUAACACCACAGGGAUUGUCCUUUGUUUUCGUCGUCCACCUCUUUUCUUUCUUCUCGUUUUUUUUCCACUUCACUGGUAUAACACUAACACACGAACAAGAGCUGGGAGAAACAAACAAUACAAUACAUUAAUUAUGAUAUAGGCCAACAUGCAUAGACUCGGGAAGCUGAAGUUGAAAGCAUUAUAGCAGAUACCAACCUCAGUCGUGUCCAUGGGCACUAAAUGUAAAAUAACAUAAAUAAAUUAACCCCCAAAAAUAUUUAAAAAUUUCUUCUGGCGGUCUCUUCACUUACGUGACAUACAGUUUACAAAUGUAUGGGCCCCUUUCAAGGGCUACACUUACUCACACACAAUAAAAUAUAACUGAACAUAUAUUGAGCUCCAAGAGUAUUGUCUCCGAAAUACAUGUACCACGUAUUUGAUAUUGAUAUCAGUUUUAAGUAGUGGUUCUACCAAGCUGACAAUGCUGCCUCAAAUAUUACACAGAGAAAACCAAAACGAAACUUAAUGAAAGCGUUAUUAUUAUUUUUUUACAGGGCAUUUUUCAGUUGGAAGUAGUUUUCACCCUUCCACCGGAAUAGGGUUAAAAAUUGAACGAUUCACCGGCAUCUUCAUUUUGUGCGAGCCGAAUCUUUCCAUGGAAAUCCAAUAACAACAUGGCGACUUCUAUGAUGAUUUUGACUGAGUACAAUAUGAAAACUUUAGGAGAAACAAAGUAACUUGAUGUGGACCCAGUGACAAAAAUUUGUCACAACACACCGAAGCGCUAUGGCAUCUCAUUCAAAUAGUCCUGACUCUUAUAAUGAGAAACUAGAUCCAAAUGACAUAUCUCGUGACGAAAGAGAUGUUGAAUCUUCGGAGGUGCCAAAAGUGAGCAGCACCACUCCAUUCACCUCACACCACUCGGGAACUUUUGACACAGGUACCACGGAAGUAUCCGAGCCAGACAGUAUGUUCGGAGACAGGGAGUCCACUGAGCAUGAUGCAGAUGAUGUUGAUGCCAACCCAGACUACCACAGAGACCCAGGUGAAGUGAACAUUCACCAGUUUUUCCCGGUCUUGGACCAUACUUUCAAUGUCACCCAGACCCCAAAGUCCGGCCGGACGGAUAAAGAUAUGCUUGUUGCCAUUGUGGAAGAAGAUUCCAGAUCAGAGCAAACAGGAGAUGGGUCUUUUGAGAGCAGAUCUGAGUUCCGUGGCACAGGACAGUCAUUCAAAGAAUUUGAAAGGAGUCCGUCUGAUGAGAUGCAGGUGGAUGGAGGAGCAGAAGAAAGCAGCGGAUUCUCUGGGCAGCAUGAUGAAAUGUUUUGUUCAGUUGAAGAACAGAGUGGCAUGUUCUCAACGGCUGUGGAUGAGAGCUCCAUCGAGGCGGCCAAGCAGCGUAGCCAAGGUCUCUUCUCUUCAGAGAACUGGCAAGGGAAUCAGAGACAGCGCCAUGUUGGCUUGGUGCGGAUUGUGACACAGAGAGCCUACGAGCAGCAACACUUUGUUAUUACGACGUGAAAGACGCCCUCAUCCUUGACCCUGACCACUCUGAGGGCAAGGUCAUGAUGGCUGCUGUUGUGUCCAGGGCAAACAACAACAAACUCCAGGCGAUGCAGCUGAAUAUUGCCGGCAAAAACCGUGAGGCUUUACAGAAAAUAUCCACGGCCAUUGAGACAAACCCCUCAGUGGCUGAUUUCCAUGUUCUCAGGAAGCGGAGGGCAAGUUUACUUUGGCGAUCCAGUAUAACCCGCAGGUCGGUCAGUACUACAUAUCUAGGUCAAGGGCACGGUACAUGAACGAGGACAUGGUGGGAGCCCGCGAGGACCUGCUGGUGGGCCUGCUGUUGGCGCCGACCAAUGAGGACGUCAUGUCUAUCCUGUCGCGUCUGUUCCCUGGCAAGUCUGUGGCAGACGUCAUCAGCAGUCCGGCAGCGCACGCCGCUCGCGUGCAGCUCAACAACCUGGUGGCCACCAACUCUCCAGUCAGACUCAACCCCAUCGGUCCCAGCAGUACUCUGGACACGGAGUAUUACAGUGAGGCCGCGGCGGGGAACCUGGAAGAGGCGGGGGUGGGGGCGUCGGUGGGGGCGGGGGUGGGGGCGUCGGUCGGCUGGGAGCAGGCGGCCUCCACAUCCAGCUUUGCCAUGUGUAUGGGAGAACAAGAGUUCUAUGCUGAGCAGGUGAAGGAGAAGAGAAAGGUUGAACUCCAAGUGAAGGAUGCACUCCUCAACAGAAAAACUCUUCGUUACAACGGGGCUCGCAUCCAGCCCUUGCCUCCGCCAACAUCCAAGCCUCGCUAUGGAACUUACCGAGGUCAGCGACAAAUUCUGACCACGAUGGGAGAGAAGAAGAAAAACAAAAGCAGCACAAACUGGAAAACUUUUAGUCUGGGACUGGGCGGUCUACAGAAUGUGUAAAUGUGAAGCCUGCUGACAAAAUGAGUUACUUCUUGAAUUCAAGCCUUUAUAUGGAAAUAUAUACGUCACAUGUAUAGGUGAAGUUGUUACAAUUUAUAAGUAUGAAAUAAUAAAAGGCAUGUUAUAGUUAAAGAAUAUGACAUCAAUAGAGAAAUUCUACAAAUUUGACCCUAUUGUCGAUUUUUGGCCAAUAUCUCCAUUUGUGGAUUGUGAGACGUACCUCAUUUGUCAGCACGCCUCUCAUAUAGUAUUAUUAGUUCUAAUAGAAUGUAAUAGAGCCCCCUUACACACAGACCGUGGGUUUAAAUCUGAAAACAGUGGUAAACCGAAAAAAAAAAAAA